Molecule: messenger RNA, 642 nt
Organism: Serpula lacrymans var. lacrymans S7.9
Lineage: Eukaryota; Fungi; Basidiomycota; Agaricomycetes; Boletales; Serpulaceae
Exons: 4
Coding region: 337-636 (99 amino acids)
Source: RefSeq, a predicted model, not a curated record
CCCUCACUCUAGCGUAUACGCGUCCUCUGUUUUAAACUUGUUUCCUCUGGAGAGAAGUACAAAAUAUGAUUUACGCCUCAGCUUAUCUUAAAUCUCCGGACCAAAAGAAGAGCUCUUUGUUAUUCGUUCUAAGACCCGCUGUGACUGCGCUGCGAGUGGCCUUUCGAGUGGUGGUUUUGAGUUAUCGCUGACACCGAACCCUCACAUAGCGAUCCGUUAUCGCACCAAUGGCGUUGUUUACAAAAACCGCACUAUACAAGCAUGGGGUCAAUACUUCUCUGGACACCGCUGCGCAAUGAUAUGUACGAGUGAAAGGAGCGCUCUUAGGGCUAUUCCAUGACGUUUACUCUCUAUCACAAUUACACGUCGAGAAUACUAUAUGCCUUGCCUUCAGCACGAUUCAAACCUCCUUCAGUGCAGUUCUGGGCUUGUGCUAGUGCAGCUCUCAGCUUCUCGUCGCCAACGUUGAUCACUUCGCGGCCGUAUUUCUCUAUAAAGUUUCACCUAUCAAUUCACCCACCUGUUUCAGAUGAAAAUUUAAUGGAUCGGGGAAAGAUCAGAAAUGCUGGUUAUGCGGAUGUCUGGAAAAUCUUGCUAUUCGAUCACUUAAUUUAUCAGCGUACAAGCAAUCGAUAGGAUAGG